Arachis duranensis is the source of this 590-nucleotide messenger RNA. RefSeq names its product calcium-binding protein CP1. The transcript has a single exon. The record is from RefSeq and is a predicted model, not a curated record. Gene Ontology annotation, molecular function: enzyme regulator activity; calcium ion binding. NCBI's taxonomy places the organism in Eukaryota, Viridiplantae, Streptophyta, Magnoliopsida, Fabales, Fabaceae. The coding region runs from base 73 to 567 and encodes 164 amino acids.
ACCAAUUCCUAAUUCUCAUAUAAAAACUCUUUCUUUCUCUCUCUUUUUCGAAACCAAAAAAACAAAAACAGAAUGUGUCCUUCUGGCAGGAGCCUCCGCACAACUGCCUCCUCCGGUUUCCGACCAGCCUUCGACAUCCUCGACGCUGACCACGACGGAAAGAUCAGCCGCGAGGACCUCCGCGCCUUCUACUCCUCCGUCUACGGCCGCGGAGAAGAUGACGUCAUCGGUGCAAUGAUGACGGUUGCCGACACCAACAAGGACGGCUUCGUGGAGUACGAGGAGUUCGAGCGCGUUCUCUCUGCCGUGGGAAACACCGAGAGGUGCGGCACCUCGAGACCGGUGGGGUGUGGAGCCAUCGAGGAUGUGUUCAGGGUCAUGGACAGAGACGGCGACGGCAAGCUCAGCCACCGUGACCUCAAGGUAUACAUGGAAUCCGCCGGAUUCUCCGCCACCGACGACGAUAUCGCCGCCAUGAUACAGUUCGGCGGUGGAGACCAGAACGGCGGCGUAACCUUCGAUGGCUUGCUUCGUAUAUUAGCUCUUGAUUGUGCUCCGCAUAAUUAGUCAGUUAGUUAUUGUUCGAUUUG